AUGGCUCAAAUAGGCAGCAAGAAGGAUGAGAAGUUUUUGUCCGAGGCACCCAAAGUCCCGGUGCUUUUCCUGAAGCCCACAAGCUCCUAUCUGCCCAUGGGUAGUGGACCCAUACGGCUACCGAGAAACAUUGGGCCAGUCCACCAUGAGGUGGAGCUGGGCAUCGUGAUCGGCCAGAAAUGCAAGUCGCCUUGCUCAAUGUUCCUCAGAGGUCUAUGGCGGAUCUGGAAGUACGUACACUUAUCAAAGGCACAACUUUUCUGUUCCCUCUAG
Molecule: messenger RNA, 273 nt
Organism: Symbiodinium sp. CCMP2456
Lineage: Eukaryota; Dinophyceae; Suessiales; Symbiodiniaceae
Source: the annotation of a GenBank genome assembly